Messenger RNA from Polistes dominula (European paper wasp), 3748 nucleotides. RefSeq names its product forkhead box transcription factor P (gene FoxP). The record is from RefSeq and is a predicted model, not a curated record. Gene Ontology annotation, cellular component: nucleus. Gene Ontology annotation, biological process: regulation of transcription by RNA polymerase II. NCBI's taxonomy places the organism in Eukaryota, Metazoa, Arthropoda, Insecta, Hymenoptera, Vespidae. Gene Ontology annotation, molecular function: DNA-binding transcription factor activity, RNA polymerase II-specific; RNA polymerase II cis-regulatory region sequence-specific DNA binding.
AGAGAAAAGAGUGAGAGAGAGAGAGAGAGAGGGGGUGGGUGGGAGGAAGACAGGCUUGGCAGAAGGAAAUAGAAGAAAUUAAGAGAAACAGAACUAAACUGAAAGAUAACGGACACCAAUAGGACAAAGAAGAAACAUCAAAAUAAUAAAAGGAAGAAGAAGAAGCAGAAGAAGAAGAAGAAGAAAGAAGAAGAAGAAGGAAGAAAGCAUUUGAUCCUUUACUUUGAUUAUCCUUUGGCGAGUCGAGAAGGACGGAGCAACAACGAACGAGAGCAACCACGAGCGAGUCGUCGAGGAGGAAACGGGACAUGCUGGAACCACGCUGGAGACCCGUCCAGGGACAUAUCGGUGAUAAUCCGUUCGACAACGGUUCUUGGGGAAAGGAACAUUUUCAACCAUCGACGGUACCCUGGCAGCUAAAUCCACGCGGCCACUCUCGACCCAGUGACGAUGGCAUGAUGGAUCAUGACACUGACGGAGACGGUGCGAUCAACUUGUCGACGUCGCAACGACCCUCCGCUGCUACAACCCCCAAUGGUGACAUUCCCGGUUACGGUCAGGAUCAACAGGACAACGAUCAGGCUACUUCGCUAUUUGCAGCGUUGAAGCAGCAACAACAGUCGCGCGAAAACGUAUCAUCUUCGUCGCGGGAUCGGGAGAGCCGUUCAGAAAGAGAACGUCACUCGAUACGUGCUAGCCGAGAAGGAAUAGGAAGGGGUACUGGAGUUAACGAAGCCACAGGUGGUAGCGUUGUCGAUCAACAACAACAACAACAACAACAACAGCAACAACAGCAACAACAAUCACAGUCACAGCAACAACAACAGCAGCAACAGCAGCAACAGGAACUUACCAUCGAAUACCAAAGCAAUGGGAAGCUCAGUCCUGCUGGACGCACAGUGACAGCAGCACCCAUGACCCAGCAAAAGCAGCCCAUUAUCGCCCAACAUUCGCAACAACCGAGCUCGGGUGCACCUGGUCUUCAGCCCAGCCCUCAUCAAAGUCCACAGGCCCCUCAACGGGGAUCACCGCCGAAUCCUUCGCAGGGCCCACCGCCCGGAGGGCCUCCGGGUGCUCCACCAUCUCAGAAUCCUUCUCAGAUGAUGCUCAGCCCAGCGAGCGGCCUUCACCAAAUGCAACAAUUGUUGCAACAACACAUACUCAGUCCUGGCCAACUGCAGUCCUUCCUGCAGCAACAUCCCCUUUAUCUUCAACAACAACAGCAACAACAUCAUCAAGAUUCCGCGUCCGAUCAUGCGCCCACUCAAGAACGUUUUGGUUAUUUCUCAUUGAAAAGCCAGCAACAUCAGCUGGCGGAACUCGGUAGAAAACAGUUGGAACAGGCUAUGCAACAACUGCAAGAACAAUUGCAAUUGAAUUUGAUUCAACAAACUCAUCUACUUCAAACAGCCGAUAAGAAAAAAGCAUCAGGUCCUUUACAACAGUUGGCACUUCAACAGCAACAAUUGGUACAACAGUUUCAGAUCACGCAGAGACAAUAUUUGUUACAACAAGGUCUCGGUCUACAAAGUCACAAUCCUUCGUCAGGUUUACAACCAGGAGAAGGAUUACCAACAUGGAAGUCCGAAGCAUCAGAUGGUUCGGAAUCUCAUCAAAAUUCCAAUGUUCCAAAAUCUGGAGGAUUAAAUGGACUUUUAAAUUCGAUAGUUUCGGGUCGGCGAUCGGAAAUGAACGGUACGACGCCGUUAGACGAAAAACCACUCGAUGUUUCCUGCAACGAUAAAGCUCAUCCCCUUUACGGUCACGGGGUUUGCAAAUGGCCGGGCUGUGAAGUUAUUUGCGACGACUAUCAAGCAUUCCUUAAGCACUUAAACACGGAGCACACGUUAGAUGACAGAUCGACGGCACAAGCGAGGGUACAGAUGCAAGUGGUCUCGCAAUUAGAGAUUCAAUUGCAGAAGGAACGGGAUCGUCUCAAUGCCAUGAUGCAUCAUUUGCAUAUGGCAAAACAAAUGGCUUCCCCUGAACCACCUAAAUCUUCCGAGUCUUCGAAGGAAUUCGACGAUUGCUUUCAGACGGGCUCGAGUUUACCAAAGUUGAAUUUGUCGACGGCUUUAAUGAGCCAGCCACCACCGAACUUUGGUGUUUCCCAGGUUUCGCCAGUUUCAAUGUCGGCACUAGUCUCGGCAGUGAGAUCACCAGCAGGUGGACAACUGCCACCAUCCGCUGGCGGUACGGCGAUGCCACCGAUACCAAACAUGUCCAACAUGUCGGGUAUGCCACCUUUACCAAACAUGCCUGGAACUCCUGGAAGCAUGCCGAGUAUGGCUGGACCGAUACGACGACGAAUCAGUGACAAAUCGUCUUUAUCCUUAGCUGGAGGGCUGUAUGAGGAGGGCACUGUAAGGCGCAGAGUAACCAUCGAUAGAUCUGGAUUAGAUAUUAAUGAAGAAAUUCAACGAAAUAGGGAAUUCUACAAAAAUGCCGAUGUCAGACCACCCUUCACGUACGCAUCCUUAAUUCGACAGUCCAUCAUCGAAUCACCAGAUAAACAACUGACGCUCAACGAAAUUUAUAACUGGUUCCAAAACACAUUCUGCUACUUCCGGCGAAAUGCAGCUACGUGGAAGAACGCGAUUCGCACCAAUCUAUCAUUGCACAAGUGUUUUGUGCGCUAUGAGGACGACUUCGGGUCAUUCUGGAUGGUGGACGACGCCGAGUUCGUAAAGCGGCGGCAUCUGUCCCGCGGCCGCCCCAGGAAAUAUGACCAAAACCCAUCAUCCACUCCACCCCACCUCUCCGCACAGGGUGUACCAUCGAAAAGCCCAACGCUCACUCACAGUCCUACGAUGUAUGGUGAUGCUCUAAAUGCCAAUCUCCAGUAUUUCCAGGCUGCACUCGGGGAGUCUAAUAUGGGAUUUUUAAAUAACUCGAUGUGUACGUCGACAGCAACGAGCCCUGAUAAGGAACACGUUUUAUCUCACAACGAUUUAAUGUCACCACUGGAUGAACCAGGAGUGCAUAUAAAGCAGGAAGGUCAGAGCCCGGAGGGGGGUAAGCUAACGAGAUUAAUAAAACGUGAAUUGAUGGAUGCGCAAACGGAACAAGAAGCAGAGGAUGAUCAAGUUGACGAGAGAGAGUAUCCUGAAAGUCACGAACACGAUUCAGGACAGGACGAGGAUAUUGCAGAGGACCUUUCGAUGGCACCCGACAUAAUGAGCCCGGAGGAUCAGAUUGAGGCGUAGUAUCGUUCGGCUCGAGCCCGAUAGGAGGACGGUACUGUGUUAGGCUGCUGUCUCGUUCGAGUUCGAGGACGAACGAGUUUUCAAAGGAGGUGGAAGAAAAGGGUCAAAAUAGGAGGAGGAGAAGGAGGAGGAGGAGAAAGAGGAGAACAUAAAAAUCGUAAUGAAGCUGAUGAAUAUGAUCAACAACUAUUAUUAAAUGAGACAAAUGUCAAGAUGAAGAUGAAGAUGAAGAUGAAGAAAAAGGACGACACAUUUUUCGAAUCAUUCGAAAAAUUCCAUAGUACGUUUUUAACACGACCAAAAUGGAAGAAGGUACUAAGAAGAAAUCUUCUUGAAGAAGAAACUUCUAAGUUUGCUGAUGGUGGUAAUGAUGGUCGUCGUUCAAGCUCAGCUCUUCCUACGAAACCCCUCGAAUCAUCAUAUCCUAGUUGCGUUAUCUCAAAUAUGCGGCUACACUUCGAGACGUAAGAAAGUGAUAGAUGGAUGAUAAAAACGUAAACGAGAUGAACAUGAAGAUGAAGGAUUGAAGCUUGAAGAAAGAA